Molecule: messenger RNA, 1124 nt
Organism: Balaenoptera ricei (Rice's whale)
Lineage: Eukaryota; Metazoa; Chordata; Mammalia; Artiodactyla; Balaenopteridae
Gene: CCR6
Product: C-C motif chemokine receptor 6
Exons: 1
Coding region: 10-1122 (370 amino acids)
Biological process (GO): chemotaxis; positive regulation of dendritic cell chemotaxis; G protein-coupled receptor signaling pathway
Cellular component (GO): membrane
Molecular function (GO): C-C chemokine receptor activity
Source: RefSeq, a predicted model, not a curated record
CAGGAACCCAUGAAUUCCACCAACAUCUACGACGCAAAUGAGGAUUAUUUUGGGUUGGCUAAUAGUUCAGAUUAUUCACUCGAUGUUGAUAGCUUUCUGUGUUCCUUGCAAGAGGUCAGAAAGUUCUCUGGGCUAUUUGUGCCACUCGCUUACUCCUUGAUAUGUGUCUCUGGCCUCCUGGGCAAUAUUUUGGUGGUGGUCACCUUUGCUUUUUAUAAGAAAGCCAAGUCUAUGACAGACGUCUAUCUCUUGAACAUGGCCGUCGCAGACAUACUCUUUGUCCUUACCCUCCCGUUCUGGGCCGUCAACCAUGCUACUGGCGAGUGGAUUUUCAGCAACGUCAUGUGCAAACUGACCCGGGGCAUCUACGCCAUCAACUUUAACUGCGGGAUGCUGCUCCUGACCUGUAUCAGCCUGGACCGCUACAUCGCCAUCGUGCAGGCCACCAAGUCCUUCCGGCUCCGGUCCAGAGCCUUGGCUCACCACAAAGUGAUCUGUUUGGUCGUGUGGGUGGUGUCGAUCCUCAUCUCCAGCUCGACCUUCAUGUUCAACCAGAAAUACAAGCUACAAGGCAGCGACGUCUGCGAGCCCAGGUACCACACCGUCUCCGAGCCAAUCCGCUGGAAGCUGCUGGUGCUGGGACUUCAGCUCCUCUUCGGCUUCUUCAUCCCGCUGGUGUUUAUGAUAUUUUGCUACAUGUUUAUCGUCAAGACCUUAAUUCAAGCUCAGAAUUCUAAAAGGCACAGAGCCAUCCGCGUGAUCAUAGCCGUGGUCCUUGUCUUCCUGGCUUGCCAGAUCCCGCAUAACAUGGUUCUUCUUGUGACCGCCGUCAACCUGGGCAGGACGGACCGCUCAUGCAGCAGCGAGAGGCUGCUGGGCUACACCAGGAAUGUCACCGAGGUCCUGGCUUUCCUGCACUGCUGCCUCAACCCGGUGCUCUAUGCCUUCGUCGGUCAGAAGUUUAGAAGCUACUUUCUGAAGAUCAUGAAGGACCUGUGGUGUGUGAGGAGGAGGCAGAAGUCGCCGGGCUUCUCCUGCUCCCGGCUGCACUCGGACAACUUCAUCUCCCGGCAGAACAGCGAGACCGCGGACAAUGACAACCCGUCCUCCUUCACCAUGUGACG